This is a messenger RNA of Dreissena polymorpha, 756 nucleotides long. Its product is annotated as endoglucanase-like. The transcript has 4 exons. The record is from RefSeq and is a predicted model, not a curated record. The coding region runs from base 100 to 705 and encodes 201 amino acids. NCBI's taxonomy places the organism in Eukaryota, Metazoa, Mollusca, Bivalvia, Myida, Dreissenidae.
GACACAUAUCAAAGUUUCUAUGCUGGCAACUAGGUCGCUCGUAAGUUAUCUCGUCCCUAUAUAAGAAAGCGUUCUUCUUGAACGCUCAAUAUAACCAAAAUGAGGAUCAUUAUAGCUGCUUUUGUAGUAGCGGGUGCGUUAUUGGCAGAUGCGGGCCAGAAGUGUACUGGACAUCCCCGGAUGUACCACGGUAAGAAGUGCGCCUCCACGACAAACUACGCUGACUAUCAUAAAGGGGCAUGCGGCUGCGGUCCCUCGAACAACGACAAUCAGUUUCCAUGGAACCACAGCGGGUUCGUAGUGGCAGCCAAUCAAGCCUUAUUUGACGCCGGGGGCGGUAAAUGGUGUGGUCAGUCAUGCGGGAAAUGCAUCAAGCUUACUACAACUGGUGGUUUCGUCGACGGCCAGGGCGGUGGAGUUGCUGAAGGACUGUCGAAAGUGUUCAUGGUUACCAACCUGUGCCCUAAUGAGUACCCUAACCUUAGCUGGUGCAGCCAGCAAGGCAACAACGGGGUCAACCAGUACGGCUACGGAUGGCACUUUGACCUCGAAAACGGCGUUAACCAGAUCACCGGCAUGGGCUGGAACAACCCGGAAGUGACGUGGGAAUGGACUGACUGCGAUGCCGGUCACGCCCAAGACGGCCGCACACCGAGUAACAGCAUGUAUCACACAUGCCAGUGCGGACAGCAUGGCAAAAAGUAACACCUCUGUAAUAGAUCGUGUUUCUUUGUAAAUAAAAUAUGAACACCGAAA